GAGCGGCCAGACCCUAUAGGCCCCCAGGAUCCCCAAAAGGAAGUUGAGGCUAGUCUUGAUUAGGCUAAGCGCCCCAUAGCCUACCUCCGCGACCUGUCGUUACGUGUGGGGUGUCGUCACACCUGCCGCCCGCGCCUCUUUGACCUCCAUGGUCGUCUGCGACGACUCGUUGGUGCCACUCCUCAGAUUAUUUGUUUCUGACUUCCGAUACAUUGUGCUUUGAACCAGAUCCAGCUCACAGAAUUUAGUCGUGCAGUUCAAUCGCUUCCAAUUCGCCUAUGACCCCUGAAUUUGUUGCUCCUUUCACUCUACCAUCCUCUUCGCAACGACCUCUGAUCCGAACCAAAGCCUAAUCUCGAUUUGCUCUUCCAUAGAAUGGACGACGCCACCCACAACGAUCACCGCCAUGGAUCACAGAAUCAGAGUGGCUCGGAUGGCACGUCAACCAUUCGAAGGCUGUCACAGGGACUGGAGGAUUCGCGGCCACGCGAAGGGUCCAUGGCCAUGACGAGCGAGGGGGCGUCCUCAGUUUUCUCCGGGGAUGCACAACUGGACGGACGAAGAGUGGCGCCUGAGACGAAGACGGAAGACCGAAUGGAAUCCGCAGAUUGUACGGGGAAGCGAGCAUCGAGCGUCGAGGGAGUAUCGCGACCCUCAGAGAUGGAAGUUGCCCCCUUCAUAUCUUCAGAAGAAGCCACUCUCACUGCGGCAAACCCUCGAAGAUUGCCGUCCACCGAGCCGUUCGAGAAUGGCUACCACUUUCCGCCAAAAUACUCCUGGCAGGAGUCAACACGGCACGGCUUGAAGGCGUUCUGGAAGUUCUUUAUCACACCGAUGGGCUUCUUUUGGACCUUCUACGGUCUGAAUGUCGUCGCCUGGGGCGGUAUGCUGUUUCUACUCCUCUGCAACGCAUCGCCUGCGAUGUGCUACCCUACCUGCGACGACAUCAACUCACCGCGGCGGAAGUGGAUCGAAUGGGACGCCCAGAUCUUAACGGGGCUCUUUUGCGUGACUGCCUUUGGUCUCGCGCCCUGGAGAUUCCGCGACCUGUACUACCUCCUCCAGUACCGGGUUAUGGGGGAGCACGAGGGCCUUCGGCGGCUGGCUGGGAUUCACAGCAGCUGGUUCCGGCUCCCGGGUACGCAGGAGAUAGCCGUGGAUGUGGGACCCGACAACAUUCCUGAGGGUCUCCCUCGCCGCUUCGUCCCCAUUCCGGAGAAGAGCAUGCCCAAGCCCCCGUUGACCGGCAUCCGGGCACCCGCGACCAAAGUGUGGAAGCUCGACUUCGUGAUUUGGACCAUGGUUUGGAACACAUUUGCCCAGUGCGCUCUCUGCGGCAUCAUGUGGGGCAUGAACAGAUACGACCGGCCGAGCUGGGCGACCGGCUUUCUGGUGGCCAUCGCCUGUGUCAUUGCUAUGGUGGGCGGCUACGUCAUGUUCUUGGAGGGCAAGAAGGUCAAAAGCAUCGAAGGCGUGCCGCUUACCGAUCGGGACCUCGAGAAGCUCGCACGCGACCAGGAGUUGGGCAUUACCCAUUACAAUAACAUCAAGGACAAGAAGCCCAAACAAAAGGGCCGGGGUGACCCCGAAAAAUAAGAAAACAGCGAAAGGGGAUAGUACUAGAAACACAAACAGAGCUUAGGAGAAGAGUACCCAUAUGGAUUUGCUAGGGUUAUCUGCGGGAACAUGAGACCGGUCUAAUGGCGUUGAAACAAACACGGGGACACGGAUAGAACGGCCGGCUAGCAGCACUGAGGUUAUAGAAUCUCGAUGACGGUUACUGCUUCGUAAUGGACUUCCAUCACUUCGAUCAAUCACAAUGAAACUUCCUGCUUGACCAAGCUAUCUACCAAUAAUAACCCAAG
This is a messenger RNA of Chaetomium strumarium, 1865 nucleotides long. RefSeq lists its product as uncharacterized. The coding region runs from base 376 to 1596 and encodes 406 amino acids. Lineage: Eukaryota; Fungi; Ascomycota; Sordariomycetes; Sordariales; Chaetomiaceae. The transcript has a single exon. The record is from RefSeq and is a predicted model, not a curated record.